Erigeron canadensis is the source of this 489-nucleotide messenger RNA. RefSeq lists its product as uncharacterized. The transcript has a single exon. Bases 1 to 489 code for a protein of 162 amino acids. The record is from RefSeq and is a predicted model, not a curated record. NCBI's taxonomy places the organism in Eukaryota, Viridiplantae, Streptophyta, Magnoliopsida, Asterales, Asteraceae.
AUGGCACCCAUGAGCACUGCAAGAAUUGAAAAAUUGAUAGCUCAACGCCUAGCCGAAGCAUUGGCAUCUGCAGAAGCCGCUAGAGAGAUCGGAUCAGGAAGUCAAAAUGGAACCGGUAGCACUCCCGCAAGACUCAACAAUGGGCAGGAGAGUUUUACUUUCAGAGAUUUUCAAUAUUGCAAGCCACAAAGUUUCCAUGGAAUAGAAGGUACAGUAGGUCUGCUCAGGUGGUUUGAGAAAAUGGAAACGGUGUUUCGCAUAAGCAACUGUGCAAAUGGCAACAGAGUUAAGUAUGCUACUGGUACUCUACUAGACAGUGCUCUGACCUGGUGGAACACUUAUGCGCAAACUGUGGGACUUGAUACUGCUUAUGAAACACCGUGGGUGGAUUUAAAGAGAAUGAUGACUGAGGAGUAUUGCCCUCGAACAGAAAUCCAAAAGUUGGAAGUAGAAUUUUGGAACCUCAAGGUAAAGGGUACAAACUUGUAG